UCCCAGGUGAUGGAGGAGCUGUCCGGUGCUGGAACCCCCGGGGUGCUGCCUACUGUGGCUGCAGCUGACCUCGAGGACGUGGUGGGUCUGUCCCUAGCUGUGGUCCAAGGCAGACUGCAGAAUUCGGCAAUGUUGUCUAAACUUGACGAGUAUUUUUUGCACCUCACUGAGUCCCAGCCUGAGGAUGUGGUCCAGUUAAUUAAAUCGAAUGUUUCAUUGUUUUCUGAUGUGCCCACGCAAACUAAUGUCCUUGAGCACGAUAUCGACGUGGGUGACGCUUCUCCGAUUAAGCAACAUGCUUAUCGGGUAAAUCCGGGGAAGCGUGCUCGCCUACAAAAACAGGUCGACUGUAUGCUGGAGAACGGCAUUGCCGAACAGAGCUCCAGCUCGUGGAGUUCACGGAAUAAAAAUCAGAGAAUCAUGCGCUGGUCGCUCGCGCUGCAAUCGUUUAAUCUAGAGGUUAAACAUAUUAGGGGUGAGAGAAAUGUUGUGGCGGAUGCGUUGUCACGUGUAUGUUGCGUGUAGGUUGGGGCGAACCUCCACGCAACAUCUUAUGGGGGGGUGUUACAUGUGGCUGGCUGCUGUGUCUCUCCUCGCUCUCUCUGAUCUCCCUCCUCCCUUUAUCUGUGUAAUUGCAGCACACCUGAGUGCUGUUAACACUUAGGGAGGAGGAGGGUAUUUAGGGAGGCAGGAGAGAGCAGCAGUCAGAGCAGAGAUUGGAGAACCUCCCAGCCACACGUCCUCCUGGACAAACGCGUGAGUGGUUUGGUUGUGUUUAUAAACUUUCCUUUUGUGAUUAACAUUGUGUUCUUUUCGUUUCAGGUACUUUGGCUAUUCCCUCCCCACGCAUGUUUAGAUUGCUGGGUUUUGUUGUUUUAGUUUGGCUGUAGUUGCUGGUAGUCCUAUUUUCGCUGUUUUCUUUUGUAGUAUUAAUUUUUGGUUAGGAAGUUUAGUACGGGGUGGUGACUGGUCCGAGAGCCCAUUGCAGGGUUAGCCACGUUCACCACCCCUCUUUUGUUUCUUUUGGCCAGCAGCUGCAGCCCUUUUACUUUCACCAUUAUUUUCAUCUUAGUUGAUUAACGUUAGUUGAAUUAAUUGUUAAUAAAGCUGGGUUUUUCCCUAUUCUCACGUUACCUGCUGUGCCUGUCUAGUUUAUAUGUUGCCGGUCUCUUUGUUUAUUCGAGCCUUGUCAACUUUAAAGAGGCCGUAACACUUGUCUCAAGUGUUUUUUUUGAAAUUACUCACUUUCAGAACUGCAGUUAAUACUAUGUACUAUCCAUGAAAAUUCAGUAGUGUGGAUUGAUGAAGAAAAUAGGACAUCUUUUGUUACAGAUACCUUCUAGUGUCACUCCUUUCCAUUGCCCAUUGUUUUUCAUAAUUCUCUUACUGUUUGUUGUUUGCAACUGUACACCAGAUGCCUUGUCUCUAACAUUUUGUUGUCUACCAGCCUCAAUGACUCCAUCACCAUUUGUAAUUAAUUAGCAACUAUAUGUAAUUAAUGAAUUAGCAACUACAUGCAAACUGACCACAUUUCUUUUUGUAUUUACAUACUGUCCCUUCCCAACUGUCUCACCAACUGUAUAAAAUGUUUUACUCAGUAAAUGUUCUGGGUCAACUUACCUUCACAGACUUUUAGCAAGCCCACUGUAUACUGGAAUACUAAUAAACACCCCACUACAGCAAACCUUGCAUGUGGACUUUUGAUAAAUUUCUUCAACAAUAGUUUAAUGAAGUCAACUAGACAGUGUAGGGAUGGAAAUGUACACUUUCAGUAUUAAAUCAUGCUGCCCUGGGUUGACAAAAGGUGCACUGUUUAACCUACUUAGACCGGGAGUCAACUAAUCUAACUUCUUUGACUCACAUCUUUGGUGAUAACACAAAAAUGGGAUGGGACUAAAUUCCACCAAUCCGAAUGUGGUGGGCUGGAGCUUGGAAUAAAACCAGGCAUCUGUGCGUUAAAGUCCCACUCCUCACUUCAUUCACCAACCACAACAUCUUUGAACAGGAACAUCAUUGAACAAGUUAUCUUUUGAUUGUAAACUGUGUGAAAAACAUGACCGAACUAUGGAUUAUUUCCAAACGCAGUUUACACUACUUCACCGUCUUAUUGAUACUGGCAGCUGCUCAAUUGCACAUUGUGCAGAGUUCAAGAACAGAUGCAAAGAAAUUCUCACCUACGUGAACGAUCUGCUCCUUUUUUUUUUUUUUGCCCUUGAAUCUCAGGUCUUUGGUGAUGACACAAAAAUGGGAUGGGACUAAAUUCCACCAAUCGGAUGUGGUGGGCUGGAGCUUGGUAUAAAACCAGGCUUCUGUGUAUUUCAGUUCCACUUCUCACUUCGUUCACCAGCCACAACAUCUUCUGUCUUCUGUCAGCUGUUGCACUUCACUCUGAAACCAUGGCCAAGGACAUGACUCUGCUGUGGGGCUCCGGCUCUCCUCCCUGCUGGAGGAUCCAGAUCAUGCUGGAGGAGAAGCAGCUGCAGGGCUACAACCAAAAACUGCUCUCCUUUGAGAAAAUGGAGCACAAGUCCCAGGAAGUCCUGGAUAUGAACCCCAGAGGACAGAUCCCGACCUUCAAAUGUGGGAACCAUAUCCUGAAUGAGUCCUACGCUGCCUGCUUUUUCCUGGAGAACCAGUACAAGUCUCAGGGAAACAAGCUGAUCCCCGACUCCCCCGAUGCACAAGCACUGAUGUACCAGCGCAUGUUUGAGGUUUUCACACUCGUCGAGAAAUUGGUGGAGAUUGUCCUUUACAACUACAAGGUCCCAGAGGGGGAGAGACACGACUCUGCUGUUCAGAGAAAUAAGGAGGCUCUGACAGCUGAGCUCAAGCUGUGGGAGGGAUACCUGAAAAAAACGGACUGUUGUCUGGCUGGAAAAGAAUUCACACUGGCUGAUGUGGUUUUUUUCCCAAGCGUUGCUUUUCUAUUCCGCCUUGGGUUAAGCAGUGAGCAUCACCCUGUACUGGCAAAAUACUACAACAGUCUGAAGGACAGAGCCAGCAUCAAAGCCACCUGGCCUCCUACCUGGCAGCUCACCCCCGGAUCAGACAUGAUGAAAAACAUCUGAGAUCCAAAUCCUCCUCAAUGGACACACAAACAGUUCCUGUUCUCAUUCGAUAUGUAACCACUGCUUGCAUUGCACUACUUUUUAUAAAACUACGCUUUGCUUCUGCUAUGAAGAGCAAUUUUCUGCAAAGUGUAAAAAGAGGAGAAACUCAAAUAUAAUCCAGUAAAAGAUAAAAGAAUGUUAACACUAAAUAACAUGUAUGAUUCAAUUUAUUUACAUGUGAGAAUAAAAAUCCCCACUGAUGCAGUUUAA
This is a messenger RNA of Amphiprion ocellaris (clown anemonefish), 3320 nucleotides long. Its product is annotated as glutathione S-transferase A-like. NCBI's taxonomy places the organism in Eukaryota, Metazoa, Chordata, Actinopteri, Pomacentridae. The record is from RefSeq and is a predicted model, not a curated record. The coding region runs from base 2250 to 3068 and encodes 272 amino acids. The transcript is spliced from 6 exons. Gene Ontology annotation, biological process: glutathione metabolic process. Gene Ontology annotation, molecular function: glutathione transferase activity.